UUCCUUCCUCUUUAUAAGGACACACUUCUGAGAAAGCGCACAUUUCGGGGACCCACUUGAUUGGCUGGGUUCUUGGUUGCCUGUCUCUUGUACCUGCAGAUAUCAUUUCCGGUGAGGGCAGGGGCGGGCCAGCCUCACUCUUUCCUCUGGAGGACCAGCCCUCUAGGGUCUCCGAGGAACAAUGGAAGUCUUGGGGUUUCUCAGCCCGGAACUGAAUGGCCCAAUGGUGACGAUGGCCUUGGCAGUUGUCCUCCUGGCCCUCCUGAAGUGGUCCACGUGGCACCUCAGAAUGCAGCCUUAAUUGGACAUAGUGUCUGGGCGGAGGCAACCAGGUCAAUACGAGUUCAUGCUGAAUCGAACUGAUGUCUUCAUAAGAGGGAACUGGGAUCCAGAGACGCACAGAGCGAAGAUGAUACGAAAACACACAGGAUCCUCACGGGAACGCCAAGACUUGCUCGCGACCGCCAGAAGCUGAGACGAACCGGGCAGGGUCUUCCCUCGGAGCCUCGAAGUGAACACCCAUAUCCUGAUUGCCGACCUCCAGCCUCCAGGACUGUGAGAGAAUCAACAGCUGUUGCUGUGAGCCCCCGGUACUCCACAUCGGCAUUUUCAAGACUAGAGAAGCUGGGCAUCAGGCAUCCCAAGCCUUCUCCUUUUAUUGGCAACUUGACAUUUUUCCGCCAGGGUUUCUGGGAAAGCCACAUGGAGCUCAGAAAGCAGUAUGGACCUCUGAGUGGGUACUAUCUUGGUCGCCGGAUGAUUGUCGUCAUCUCUGACCCAGACAUGAUCAAGCAGGUGUUGGCUGAGAAGUUCAGCAACUUUACCAACAGAAUGGCCACAGGAUUGGAAUCCAAGCCGGUAGCUGACAGCAUCCUGUUUUUACGUGACAAAAGAUGGGAGGAGGUCCGAAGUGUCCUGACUUCUGCUUUCAGUCCUAAAAAGUUGAAUAAGCUGACUCCUCUCAUCAGCCAAGCCUGUGACCUGCUCCUGGCUCACCUAGAGCGCUAUGCGGAAUCCGGGGAUGCCUUCGACAUCCAGAGGUGCUACUGCUGCUACACCACUGAUGUGGUUGCCAGCGUUGCCUUCGGCACCCAGGUGAACUCCAGCGAGGAGCCUGAGCACCCCUUUGUGAAGCACUGCCGGCGCUUCUUUGCAUUCUCCGUCCCCAGACUUAUUCUCGUUUUAAUCCUAUCAUUUCCAUCCAUAAUGGUCCCACUGGCCCGGAUUUUGCCCAAUAAGAAGCGAGAUGAAGUGAAUGGCUUUUUUAACAAACUCAUUAGGAAUGUGAUUGCCUUGCGGGACCAGCAAGCAGCAGAAGAGAGGCGGCAAGAUUUCCUCCAAAUGGUUCUGGAUUUGCGACAUUCCGCCCCCUCCGUGGGCGUGGAGAACUUUGACAUUGUCCGUCAAGCCUUCUCCUCUGCCAAAGGGUGCCCAGCCGACCCUUCCCAGCCACACCUGCCCAGACCUCUGUCCAAGCCUCUGACGGUGGACGAGGUGGUGGGCCAGGCCUUCCUCUUCCUCAUCGCUGGCUACGAGAUUAUCACCAACACCCUGUCCUUCGUCACCUACCUCCUGGCCACCAACCCUGACUGUCAAGAGAAACUUCUGAGAGAGGUGGACGAUUUCAGCAAGAAACACCCGAGCCCUGAGCAUUGCAGCCUCCAACAAGGCCUGCCCUACCUGGACAUGGUGCUCUCGGAGACCCUGAGGAUGUACCCACCCGCUUUCAGGUUCACACGGGAGGCGGCACGGGACUGUGAGGUGCUGGGGCAGCGCAUCCCCGCGGGCACAGUGCUGGAGGUGGCCGUGGGCGCCCUGCACCAUGACCCCAAGCACUGGCCACACCCCGAGACCUUCGACCCUGAGAGGUUCACGGCUGAGGCCCAGCGGCUCCAGCAGCCCUUCACGUACCUGCCGUUUGGGGCGGGCCCCCGGAGCUGUCUCGGGGUGCAGCUGGGGCUCCUGGAGAUCAAGCUGACACUGCUCCACAUUCUGCGCAAGUUCCGCUUUGAAGCCUGUCCUGAGACUCAGGUGCCACUGCAGCUAGAAUCCAAGUCGGCCCUGAGUCCAAAAAAUGGCGUCUACAUCAGGAUUGUCCCUCGCUGACCCAGUCAAGUGUUACAACACCAACCCUCACUCGAGAAAACCCUCCUGAGGAAAUUUGGAUAUUUGGAAAAAUAUCACCAAAGUGACUGAAAGGAUGCCUGGCAUGCAUAAAAGUAGAAAAGAAGCUAUUUCCGUAAUAUUCCUACAUGCUUAAUAAACCUUCACUGCACUUAG
Sus scrofa (pig) is the source of this 2280-nucleotide messenger RNA. It is a transcript of the gene TBXAS1, whose product is annotated as thromboxane A synthase 1. The record is from RefSeq and is a predicted model, not a curated record. Lineage: Eukaryota; Metazoa; Chordata; Mammalia; Artiodactyla; Suidae. Gene Ontology annotation, molecular function: oxidoreductase activity, acting on paired donors, with incorporation or reduction of molecular oxygen; steroid hydroxylase activity; iron ion binding.